Messenger RNA from Lactuca saligna, 366 nucleotides. NCBI's taxonomy places the organism in Eukaryota, Viridiplantae, Streptophyta, Magnoliopsida, Asterales, Asteraceae. The record is from the annotation of a GenBank genome assembly.
AUGGCCGGCUGCCAUGGUGGUUUUUCACGCCUUUCAUUCGACGGAACCCACUCCCACACACCAUUGCAUAACAAACCACAAACCCAACCACCAUCCCCUGGUGGCGUGCGACGGACAGAAAUACCACAGAAGGUGGUCACUCGAAGCUUACGGCGGCGUAGGGCACAGCCAGGCGUAGCACGGCUGGAACGAAGAGGAGAUGUGACUAGGAGCGAUGAUAAUGACACUCACGAAGACGGCUCUGUCCUUCUGCUUUCCACCUAUUGCGACGUUAUUCUCCGGGGAAGUUUCAACUCGAUCUCCAAUACCACUGGUAAUAAAGAUGUGCGAGGUUGGCUUCGUCGACGGUUGGCAAUGGCGCUCUAG